CCUAAAAUUGUCCGAAUUGGUACCUACCAGCAAACCUACUCGACUCUGACCCUUUCAUACAUGGUCCAUGCCGAAAGUUGUCAUUCUUCUCUACCUUGCUACUUCUGGUCCACCGCACUGGACACCUCCACCCACCUUAGGCUUAUCUUACACCUACCUCUUAUGAUACUACGCUUUUCCACAUUCGUCUUUAAUGAAAUUGGUUCUUGGUCAAUUUUCACCUUCCUUUACCACGCGGAUCUUGCAGCAUGUCCGAAAGCUAUUCUCGGGGUCGCUCUCGAGCUCGUUUACCACCUUACUCGGAACUUAACCGGACCACGCCCCUGCAACGUUCUGUAUCCCCUCGCUCACAAUCAAGACCUAAUAGUACCUCUCGAAGUCGGUCUGUCGAGCGUGGAGCUGUCCGUCGCACUGGACACCGCUGGUCUCGGUCUCCAUCUCGUAGUCCAAGCCGAAGCGAGACCUCCAGGCGCCACAGAAAACGAGACUAUAGUCGGACCCCGAGCCCAUCUGCUAAUAGAUCGAGAAGCUCAAAGAUAGUUGUUGAAAAGUUGACCAAAAAUGUCACCGAGUCGCACCUUCGGGAAAUAUUUGGUGGCUUUGGCGACAUUCAAAGUCUUGAUAUCCCUAUGAAUAAAGCCUUCAUGACGAACAGGGGUACUGCGUACAUACUCUACCACGAUCCUGCGGAUGCAGAAGCGGCUAUCGCGCACAUGCAUGAAGCACAGCUAGAUGGUGCCUUGUUGAAUGUAUCUAUCGUCCUCCCAAAAAGAGCUUUUUCUCGCUCGCCGCCACCGGUCCAGAACGGAAAAGGAAGCUUCAGCCGCCAGGGUCACGGUCGUGGACCUAUGUUGGAUAGCCGCGCACCCCGUACCUCUCCGCAUAUGCGCAGAUCUACACCUACUAGGAGGUAUCGCCGUUCUCAGCAUAUGGAGAGACAUGACAUCUAUAGGCCGCGGUCCCUAUCCCGCUCUAGAUCGCCACGUCGCUCUCGAUCACUCUCUUCUAAAUCUCUUUCAACGUCACCACCAAGGAGGAGGGGAUACGAUGAUUCCCGUCGCCGCCGUCGCCGCCGCAGUCCCAGCUACAGCAGCUAUGGUUAUAGCAGUCGCAGCGAUGGGAGCCGGAGUUUGAGUCCAAGUAGAAAUCAUCAUUGACACGGGCCCUGCUGAAUCAGGCCUCUUCAUGUCAUGAGAAUCUUGACAGGAUGCUGUAAUGAAGGGUGUCCGUUUUUCACAAACAUGGUGCUGACACGGUGGGGUAACAAGUCAGUGGUACGCUAUGCGAAAGUAUUGAGACAUUGUCGCAAAAAUUAUAAUGUAAUAUUAUGUAGUGCAGUCAAGGAAUUCAUCCAAGACUUAUUAUCCUGCGUCACUCGGGCGUUAUGAAUCCAAUCAUUCAA
Molecule: messenger RNA, 1402 nt
Organism: Aspergillus sclerotioniger CBS 115572
Lineage: Eukaryota; Fungi; Ascomycota; Eurotiomycetes; Eurotiales; Aspergillaceae
Product: RNA-binding domain-containing protein
Exons: 3
Coding region: 249-1157 (302 amino acids)
Biological process (GO): mRNA splicing, via spliceosome
Cellular component (GO): ASAP complex; nucleoplasm; cytoplasm
Molecular function (GO): RNA binding
Source: RefSeq, a predicted model, not a curated record